This is a messenger RNA of Chinchilla lanigera (long-tailed chinchilla), 1430 nucleotides long. Its product is annotated as collagen alpha-1(I) chain-like. NCBI's taxonomy places the organism in Eukaryota, Metazoa, Chordata, Mammalia, Rodentia, Chinchillidae. The record is from RefSeq and is a predicted model, not a curated record.
GGCAACAGGAGGCCGCGGCUCCCCGCGGGCGCUUCGCGCGGCGCCGCCGCCUGUGGCCACUCGCGUGUCCGCACGUGGCGUUUUAUUUUCUUGUUUGCUUUGAACUCGUCGCAGGUCCUGCCUUCGCCGCCGCAGAGCCACGCUGCUCCAGCCGGACAGGGACCGCCACCCGGAGAGGAGCCUGCCCUUGCUGAACUAAAGCCUUCUGCACCCCAAACCGCGCUGUCCUCGCCUUCCCGUCUCCAGGGUCUCCCCACCGUCGGCCCACGGGCUCACAGUGUGCGCUCCAUCUCCAAGACUGCGCAGCGUUCUGGCCCCUCCCUGCCCGCUCUCUGUUUAACUUCCGCCUCCUGCCCUGCCGCUCACUGCUGGGUUUGGUCCCUCUUUGCCUGCAUCCCCUUCUUUCUCCUUUCCUUUGCCUGCUGUCGCUGUCAUCUCCUUUAAGCCUGUCUCCCGCAGCCACUGCUUGCUAUUACCCAUCCUCACGGUGCACUUAUGAAUAAAUCCUGUCCUGCUUCGCUCCGGGAGAUCCCCUGAUGAUGAUCAUAAUUGACAAAAUGUACCUAUUGUGACAUUCCUCAGCUGUGCUGACACCACUGUUUCCCUGGAGAACAUUUCUUUUCCUAUUUUCACAUUCCCUAAACCUAAUUUAGCUGCUAAAUUUAGACAGCCCUCCCCCCCCACAAGGACUAGCUAAUUAUCUGUUUAGAUAGCACUUUAACAUGUUGUUGAGACUCAGUUAAAUGUUAAACAACCGAAAUUUUAAUACCGCACUCCAAUUUUAUUCCCUCGGCCUUUCCCUGAUGGUUCCAGUGUACAGCAGAAGUAAUUUAGCCAACAUUUUAAAAAGCACCGAAGGCUUGCUAUGGGGGCUACUGUGAAAUUGCCACAGAGGCCAUAAGAAAUUAACGGGUUUAGUACUUUUCAAAAGAAUGAUCUGGAACUUAAAAAAAGAAACAGUAUUUCCUCUCUGCAUAUGGAAAAAUUGAAUAGUGGCUUGCUAUGAUCACGUUUCUCACCUAAAUGAAAGAGAGCGUGGAAGAAUAGUGUCUAGAUGUUAUAUAAGUAUUUAAAGAGCACCAUUGUGGUGGUUUAUGUGUAUGUAUUCAUUGUGUUCUAAUAAUUUGUGUUGAUAUACUGUCUUCAACCAGAGAUGUCAGAUCAUGUGCUUACUUCCCCCCAAAAUAGCGAUACUAUUAUCUUUGAUUAACAGCUAGAGGAACCUAGGCACCGAGGUUAAAUUCUCUGCAAAUACUGCCAGCCAUAUGUAAUGGCUUUCCUGCACAGGAACCAAAACACCACUGACUGAUCCCUCAAGAUCUUUUUUUCUGAGUUAAGAACAACUUUACUAAGGAAACUCAAAUUUUUGCUUUCUAAAUGUGUCCCUUCUCAAAUUACAUUCUCAGGUGAAUAAAAAUUAGACAAACCUG